This is a messenger RNA of Paramormyrops kingsleyae, 4179 nucleotides long. It is a transcript of the gene nck1a, whose product is annotated as NCK adaptor protein 1a. Gene Ontology annotation, cellular component: cytoplasm. Gene Ontology annotation, biological process: ephrin receptor signaling pathway; positive regulation of endoplasmic reticulum stress-induced intrinsic apoptotic signaling pathway; negative regulation of PERK-mediated unfolded protein response. The record is from RefSeq and is a predicted model, not a curated record. Gene Ontology annotation, molecular function: receptor tyrosine kinase binding; ephrin receptor binding; signaling adaptor activity. Lineage: Eukaryota; Metazoa; Chordata; Actinopteri; Osteoglossiformes; Mormyridae.
CAUGGGAAGAUGCAUGUUACUGGCCUCAAUUCGCAUUGAUACCUGCCAUGCGUCAGUCUGUUUAAUUUCGUGUGCUUUGACAUAAAUCCUCAUGCACUUAAAAAGAUGGUUGGAUAGUAGUGGAGUAGGUUUCUAGGAGCUAAAGUUGGUGGAUGUUAAGCGUUUUGAUGUUUUAAAGAACUUCUUUGAGUAAUAAAUAGCACAAACCCAAAAAUGGAUUAAACAGACCUCAGGCAGAGAGAAGCAUUCCUCCAUAUUACUGGGCUGGACCAUGAAGUUGGGGAGAACAUUGGGACAGUCCCAAAAAUAAAGCAAGAAGAAUUCCACUGCUCUUUAUUAAUGGUAACUGCAAAGGCGAAGCUUGUUGUCAUGCCUGGUCUCUGGGUGAAUUCUGACGUGGGACUGAUUGUGUGAAAGAUACAUUCCUGAAUCGGAACAUCAGGCUGUGAGAUUUCAGAAGCAGUGAGCAGUCUCUCUUCAUUUCAACAAUCUGCAUCGAACCUCAGCACACCCCACCUCGCACCAGCUGUUUACAGGCUAAACGCAGCUUGAGUGGAGGAGCUGAGGGCUUGGAUGAGGCGCAGAGCUGAGGCCGGCCAAAGAUGACGGAAGAGGUGAUUGUCAUCGCUAAGUUCGACUACGUGGCGCAGCAGGACCAGGAGCUGGACAUCAAGAAGAACGAGCGCCUCUGGCUUCUGGAUGACUCCAAGUCAUGGUGGCGCGUGCGGAACGCCACCAACAAGACGGGCUUUGUGCCCUCAAACUACGUGGAGAGGAAGAACAGCGCUAGGAAGGCCUCCAUUGUGAAGAACCUGAAGGACACCCUGGGGUUCGGGAAGGUCAAGCGGAAACCCGGCAUGAGGGAGACUGCCUCCAAUGCUGACGGCGACAUGUUCUUGGACAACGGGGAGCGACUGUAUGAUCUGAACCUGCCAGCAUUGGUCAAGUUCAGCUACGCGGCUGAGCGGGAGGAUGAGCUGUCGCUGGUCAAGGGCACGCGGGUCAUCGUCAUGGAGAAGUGCAGCGACGGCUGGUGGCGUGGUAGCUACGACGGCCACGUGGGCUGGUUCCCGUCCAACUACGUGACGGAGGACCUGGACGGCACGGCGCCGAUGGACCCAGUGAGCUCGCUGACCGAGAAGCUGGCGGCCGUCGUGCAGAGUGCCAAUGGCAACCGCGUGCUCCAUGUCGUCCAGGCCCUCUACCCCUUCAGCUCCAGUAACGAGGAAGAGCUGAACUUCGAGAAGGGUGAGGUCAUGGACGUGGUGGAGAAGCCGGAGAACGACCCCGAGUGGUGGAAGUGCCGCAAGGGCGACGGGCGGACUGGGCUCGUGCCCAAGAACUACGUCACGGUGCUGCAGAACAGCGGGCAGGGCAACGGAGGGCCUCCUACGCCUGACUGCGACUAUGUGGCACCCUCGGCAAGCGGGAGGUUUGCGGGGAAACAGUGGUACUACGGCAAGGUGACCCGGCACCAGGCUGAAGUGGCUUUGAACCAGCGGGGCGAGGAGGGCGACUUCCUGAUCAGGGACAGCGAAUCCUCGCCCAACGACUUCUCCAUCUCCCUGAAGGCCCAGGGCAAAAACAAGCACUUCAAGGUACAGUUGAAGGACAUCCUCUACUGCAUCGGUCAGCGCAGGUUCAACUCCAUGGAGGAGCUGGUGGAACACUACAAGAAGGCCCCCAUCUUCACCAGUGAACAAGGAGACAAACUCUAUCUGGUGAAGCCGCUCUCCUGACUGCACCCGGACCUCCCAGAACCAUAGACACUUACAGCCGAGUUCCGCCGGCGGAAAUAGCAAUCAUUUCAACGGGAGCAGAGGACAGUACAUGGCCAGCGGACUCAUCGUCGGGAAACGACUUAACGAAAAAGCAUUCAAACGUAUUGAUUUCACAAGUCGUGUUUAGGUCGUAGAUGCAUAUGUAUAUUGACUACGGCAUUUAUCAACUACAAUUUAGUUUUUGUUAAUAUAUAUUAUAUUCAUUUUAAAGCUUGCCUUGCUUGAAGUGAACUUCCCUGGACUUUCAGACAUCUAAGAGAUGUUUUUUUCUUAGUGCCUGAAGAGCUUGGAUUGAGGAAGAAAAUGGACUCGAGAUUUCUUGAAAUUGUACACACUCACUCGCUCAGCAGUGCUAUGAAACUUCAGUUUAUAGGCCAGCAACCAAUUAAGGCAAUGUGUAAAACAGACUUUGACCAAUAUAUAUUAAUUUUUUUUUAAUUUGUGGUCAACAACUGUCAGAAUUCGGAUUUGGUUGUGAACUGGUUUAUACCACCUGAGGCAAGAUGAAUCGGACUUUCUGUUGCUUCUUGAGGUUUUAGGAGAGGGGAGUGUGGGAUUGUGGGUGUGACCCUAAAGUGGGGAUUUCCAUGCCUCCCAGGGACCCCUGUCAUUCUGGAACAAAUACUUGCAUCGUUGGUAAUUCCUGGAGGUCUCCUUCUCUGAGAAGCAUAUCGUGUAGUCUUUAGAUAAUGAAGUCACUGCUCCCUCCAUCCCCGCAGAUGGAGAGGAUGGUUUUGUCCCUUUGCAGUGUCUUUGAAGAGAAUGAUGUAAGAAAUGGGCAGUACUACUCAGUGGUUUAGAACAGGGGCGUCCACUUCAUAAAAAUUCCAUAACACAUAGCGUUUACUAUAAGGGGUCUCUAUCUCUAUCUGGUUUGCUAAUGAUAUUACUGUGUGUGUGUGUGAGUGAGAGAGUGAGAGAGAGAGAGAGGAUUGCUCUCUUAUAGUAACUUAGAUUCAUUUAUCAUCACAGCAUGCUGCAUGUUUUCCCAUCUUUAGUUUUGCACAGAACUCUAGCCAGAACUCAAGCCAGUGAUGUCAUGUCCUGUUUGCGUUUCAUGCUUCUGCCUCCCUCUCCAGCUCCCUCCAGCAGCGCUGUCGCUUGGCCUGAAGUAUAGAUCUGUGUUACCCUGAGACUAAUCCCGCAGCCACUUUCCUCGCCCCUGUUUCUCUAAAUACAUCUGUAGCUUUAAGACAGAAUUUAUUUGGAGGAAGAACCUCCGAGUUCUGCGGGGGCCAAAAUUUUAUUUUGGAAAAUUUUAAGGAAGGAGAUAUUUUUAGAUAUUAAAUGGUAGUAUUGUCUUUAUGGAAAAUAGCAGUAUCUUGUGGCAUCUCUGUCAGAGUUCCAGGGGCAGCGGGCAGAGUGGUGUCCUGCAGACCUCUGGUGGAGGAGAAAUGGAUAGAUGUACUUAAGAUAUGAUAUUAAGGUAUUAAUGUUUUUUACAUUGUGUGAGCUAGACUGGAGGUUGAGAUGAUGGGAAAGAAAGCAAGUUAUGUGGUAAGGUGGGCUGUCUGGGAAAUUGGCCGAAGAAGGCGGGGGGGCAGUGGUGUUCAGGUGAUAUGAGAACCGAGCUUUUAAGAGCAGCGCCAGGGGGGGGUCACGCUCAGAGGCGGAACGAGGCACUGCCACUCACCCGGCCAGGAUCAUUCUCCAUUCGUGUUGCUAACAGCAUAAGACCUGCGUUCUUCUAUCUUUUAGAUGUUGCCUGUGUUUGGGAGGGAUCAAGUGACCUUAAUUUAUUGUAGUUAAUUUUAAGCUAGGAAUUAUUAAUUUGCAGUAAGGUAAUUAAAAAUGCCCGAUACUGCCUGGAAGUACUUUACUAUGGGGGCUUGUAUGAUUGCUCAACCCCCCCCCCCCCAUAGUCAAUCUGGUGCAUGUUUGGCCAUCUGAUGCCAGCGAAUUGGAGAGGCCGGUUCUUCCUGUCGCUCUCAGUCUCGGUCGGACGAUGCUGAUUGGUUCGUCUGGGCCAAGUGGCCGCUGAGUCAGGCGUACCAUCUGGGCCCGUGUGACACAGAGCAGUCUCGCUAAGCGGUGGAAAGGAACAGGCUAUACUGUGAAAAAUAAUAUAUUGUUCCCUUCCUGUUUACAUGGGAAGUCAACUUCACAUAUAAUUGAGUUUAUCUAGACUGUUAAAAUUAAGUAAUAAAAUGGUUAACGACUCUGUGUUGCUUGUGUUAAAUUUAAUUUGCCUUAAGAGAUGAGAAUGCAAUAGGUGCUGUUCACAAAACGGUGGAAAGCAAGUGCUGGUCAGGAAUCUGUACCUUUUGGAGACCUCUAGUGGCUAUGCAUUGUAAAAUUUACAUGGAUUGUAAAAUGAGCUAUGUGGUCAUUAAUCUUCACAAACCGUACUUGAUAUGUCACAUAAAAAGGGGCAAAACAUUAAAGAACUGUGACUGGC